GAGCAUCGGAAGCUCUCCCUGGAGGAGGAGACGCUGUGGUUGCGAAUCCGCUCCUUAACGUUGAGGCUGGUGAGCGGGCUCCCAACCCUUGGUCACACCAUCCAACCAAAGAACUCUGAAAAGACUGCAGAGAACGGUGUCUCAUCCAAGAUCGACACCAUCCGAGCCCUGCUGCAGCAGCUGGAAGCGGCGGUGGAUUCAGGGAAGAAGUUUCUAGAACAAAAAAUCCAGUAUCCUGUCCUUGGCCCUCCUCCUACCCGAAUGGCUGGCUUCUUCAGCAAUGGCAGCUGUCAGUGCCAGACUAGCUUGUUUUAUCUUGUUAGUGAUAUUUAUGAACUAGAUACCAAUGGCUUAGAAGAUUCAGCAGAAAUCCAGGAAAGAAUAGGGAAUAGUUUCAAGUCUUUAGUAGAACGCCUGACAGACUUGUUCAAUAAAUGUAAAGGUGACUUGAUUGAAGUCAGAGAUGGCACCUUGAAAACUCAUCCUAACCUGUUAGAAAACUUAGUCUUCUUUGUUGAGACGAUCUCCAUUGCCCUGUGGGUAUCAAGUUACUGUGACAGUGUCCUCCGACCUUUUAAAUCCAACCUGCAAAAAAAGAAGAAGAAAAAAAAAGAGAGCAGUGUAGCAAUGCCACCUGUUUUUACCCAUUUCCUGGAUUAUGUAACUGAACUCCAGACAUUAACUUCCAAUGUAAUAGAUCAUAUCAAAGGGCUUGAAAUCAUUCUGACUGCACUAAAACUUGAAGAGCUGUCCCUCAAGGACACUCUGCUUUUACAGGUAAGAGAUUCCCUGAGCAAACACUGCUCCUCAGGAAUUUCCUUGUGCUGUUUGAGAUGUUGGAGAAAGUUUAAAAGGGGGAUUGAAACAGUUGCUGUGGAGUGA
Molecule: messenger RNA, 882 nt
Organism: Zonotrichia albicollis (white-throated sparrow)
Lineage: Eukaryota; Metazoa; Chordata; Aves; Passeriformes; Passerellidae
Source: RefSeq, a predicted model, not a curated record